UAAUUACUUCACAAAAUGUAAUACCGGUCAGAAUUCCAAAUAAACCUCUUCAUUUCACAAUCUCAUCUGGUUCAGAAAUAGAAAACAGCAAAAGCUCGGGAGGGCGAGGCAAAAGAUCGCAUAUGUAAAGAAUACGUAAUAAAUAUUAAUGAAGGGCCCCUUCCCGCCAACCAGGCCCUGGGAAGAUGUUCGCAAGGCCCACUGGAGCCACGCCCUCUUAUAAAUAUGCAAAUAAACUGCCAGCCGCGCGCUGCCCCGCCCUCUACUCUUCUCCCUCGCAACGGACUCUCCCUUCAAACGGGAAACAAGAUGGCGGCGGCGGGUCCGAGUACUCGGGCCUCUUCCGCAGCGGUAGCUACGGCUCUGAGUCGGCGGGGCCGGCGGGGUCGCUGUGAAGAGAUGGCGGCAGCAAAGACUGGGGCCCCGGGCCCGGCCUCUGGCCCCGCGUUGUUGGUACUGCCGUCGCCGCCGCCUUCGCGACCGGAGGAGUCCGGCUGCGCCGGGUGCCUGGAGACUCCGGGGGAAGCGGCGGCCCUGCCGUGCGGUCACUCGCUGUGCCGAGGCUGCGCCCAACGCACCGCCGACGCAAUUUAUAUUCAGAGCACCAAUCAAACUGAGCAAGCCUGGGGAACAUCGUGAGGAAUAUGAAUGCCUGAGAAAGCUGAGAGAAGAAAAGGUACAGGAGGAGAAAACCUCUGAAGAGCAGAUCCACAAGCUGUUACCAGAAGAUACAGAAACAGGGAAGAAGAAAAUGGAUGAACAGAAAAAAAGAGAUGAGCCAUUAGUAGUAAAAACAAAUCUGGAACAUUGCCUUGCACGUCUCUCAGAUUCAGAGAAUGAAGAACCUUCUCGAGGCCAGAUGACACAGCCACAUCGCUCAGCGUUUGUUUCCAAGAACAACUCCUACUCCAUAGCUUUCCUGGCAGGAAAGCUAAACUGCAAGGUGCAGAGGAGUCAGAGCUGCAGUGACACAGCUCAGGACAGAGUGAAGAGCAGACUCAGAGCAGUUCCAACCAAAAAAGCCAAGGUCACUACUAUGACUCCAGCCUCCAACCCCAUCAUUGGUGUCCUUUUGUCCACUCAGAACAACCGCUGUCUCUCGGCCCCUGACUUGACCAUCGAAAAGCGUCUGCCCUUCAGCUCCUUCUCCUCUUUGGCUUCCCUGCAUAAGCCAGAGCGCUCCAUCAGCCCAGAGAGCAAUGACAGCAUCUCCGAAGAACUAAACCAUUUCAAGCCCAUUGUCUGCUCACCGUGUACUCCUCCCAAGAGACUCCCUGAUGGCCGUGUACUAAGUCCCCUCAUCAUCAAGUCAACGCCUCGCAACUUAAACAGAAGCCUGCAGAAGCAGACUUCUUAUGAGGCCAGCCCACGGAUCCUCAAAAAGUGGGAACAGAUCUUUCAGGAGCGACAGAUCAAAAAGACCCUUUCAAAAGCCACUCUCACCUCCCUGGCCCCUGAAGCAGGGGAAGACUUCCUAAGUUCUGAAGUUAUCCAUUCUAGCAAGGAGAAGCCACUUCUGGCUUUAAAUACAAGACUGUCCAGUGGGCAUAUGCUUUCUGAGUGCACUGUUCCUGAGUAUUUCCCCUCUGUUAGCCAAACACAGGCAGAGCAUGGCAAGGAUAGUAAAAAGAGCACUGAGAUCCCAUUGGAAACCUGUUCCUCAGAACUCAAAGAGGGAAUCAGAGGGACUUCUUUGGAGGGGGAGCAGUUUGAGGGGGCAGGGUCAACCCCAGAUACUAAGUUAGACAAAACCUGUAUAAGCACAGCCGUGAAAAUACCAGCGGUUAAUUCAGUGGUACCCAAAAGCAAUGUUUUUGGUGGGGUCCUCAAAACAAAAAAACAGCUGAAGACAUUAAAUCAUUUUGAUCUGGCUAAUGGUGUUAUGGUAGACAGCCUACGGGAGGAACCACUUCCUUCUUUGCGUCGGGGUCAGAAAAGACGUUGUAAGACCAAGCACCUGGAGCAAAACGGCUCUCUUAAGAAACUGCGACAAACCAGCAGUGAGGUGGGGCUGGCCCCAGCAGACCCAGUACUGCGAGAGAUGGAGCAGAAACUGCAGCAAGAGGAAGAAGACCGGCAGUUGGCUCUGCAGUUGCAGCGCAUGUUUGACAAUGAGAGGCGGACAGUGAGUCGCCGAAAAGGAAGUGUUGAUCAGUAUCUCUUACGGUCCAGCAGCAUGGCUGGGGCCAAGUAGCACCUAGUGAACAGUGUUACCUAUUUUUAAGAGGUCUUUGACAUUGAUCAUUUA
Molecule: messenger RNA, 2248 nt
Organism: Chinchilla lanigera (long-tailed chinchilla)
Lineage: Eukaryota; Metazoa; Chordata; Mammalia; Rodentia; Chinchillidae
Gene: Rnf169
Product: ring finger protein 169
Biological process (GO): double-strand break repair
Cellular component (GO): site of double-strand break; nucleus
Molecular function (GO): nucleosome binding; ubiquitin-protein transferase activity
Source: RefSeq, a predicted model, not a curated record